Molecule: messenger RNA, 5407 nt
Organism: Nerophis ophidion (straightnose pipefish)
Lineage: Eukaryota; Metazoa; Chordata; Actinopteri; Syngnathiformes; Syngnathidae
Product: anoctamin-1-like
Exons: 26
Coding region: 114-3125 (1003 amino acids)
Biological process (GO): chloride transmembrane transport
Cellular component (GO): plasma membrane
Molecular function (GO): chloride channel activity; protein dimerization activity
Source: RefSeq, a predicted model, not a curated record
CUUGUUUUUCAGAACAGGAACACACACUUGUCUUGAAAGGCACACCAACACCAUGAGCUUAAUUUCACUGCAGAUACUCCCAGAAUAUUUCAACUGAAACACAAGGAACUGGAAUGUUCCUCUCAAGACGCUGCUUCACUCACUUGUCCAUCCAUAAGCAGGAGACCAUGAGAGAUGCUCCUGAACUUCCAAGAUCUUUGCCUCGGCAGAUUCCUCAUUUUCUACAAGACGUCGUCUUCCAUGGAAAAUUUGACCUACUGAAGGCUUUAACGCCAAUGGAAAACAGCCAUGGUCUGUGUGGCCUCUACUUUCAAGAUGGACUGCGGCAUGUGGAUUAUGUCCUUACCUACGCUGUGAAAAAGUCCUCUGGGGGACGUUCCAUUCGACAGACAACACAUUUGUUCACUGAAAAUGUUGUUGCUCGCAGCCUGCGACGUAGCCAUCAUCCUCAGAAACCUGUUGAAAAAAACUCAUUACCUUCAUCAAUGCCAGCACUCUCCCGUGCGGAGGUACACUGCCCAGGAGAGACCUUCAGUGCCCAGGAGGACCAGAAGGCUAUCAGGAGGGAAGAGUUUGAGGGCAAACUCAGAGAUAUGGGCCUUCAGCUAGAGAUUGACGAGGAUACUAAAAUUCCAGGAGUGGGCUUUGUCAAAAUUCAUGCUCCGUGGAAUGUUCUCUGUCGGGAAGCAGAGUUCAUGAAGCUAAAGAUGCCCACCAAAAGGGUAUAUGAAGUUAAGAAGUCAAGCGGCGUUAUAGAAAAGAUCAGCUUACUCGUCAGUAAAGUUGGUGAGCCUCUUCAUCCUCAUGUUGAUGGAACCCAACCAAAGAACAUCAAACACCUGUCACACACGUUCUCCAGAGAGAAGCAGCACCUGUUUGACGUUUCAGACAAGGAUUCCUUUUUUGACAGUAAAACCAGGAGUUCAAUAGUAUUUGAAAUACUAAAAAGGACUAAAUGCAAGGCCAAGUACAAUAUGGGUGUGACGAGUCUCCUCUGUAGUGGUGUGUACACAGCUGCUUACCCGCUUCAUGAUGGAGAUGUUGACGAAGAUAGUGCAGAGCCUAACGACAGAAAAGUAAGAAACAUUUUUACACUUUUGUAUGAGGAGUGGGCAAAUUAUGGCGUCUUCUACAAGUACCAGCCCAUCGGACUUGUACGGAAGUACUUUGGUGAGAAGAUUGGACUGUACUUUGCCUGGCUGGGACUGUAUACUCAGAUGCUGAUUCCUGCUUCCAUGGUGGGAGUCAUUGUGUUCCUGUAUGGCUAUGCAACAGUGGACGACAAUACACCAAGCAUGGAGAUCUGCAACCCAGAGAAGAACAUCACUAUGUGCCCGAUGUGUGAUAAAGUCUGCAGCUACUGGAAACUUAGUUCAGCUUGUGGAACUGCAAGAGCCAGUCACUUGUUUGACAACCCAGCUACAGUUUUCUUUUCUAUAUUCAUGGCUCUUUGGGCUGCUAUGUUCAUGGAACAUUGGAAGAGGAGACAAAUGAGAUUGAAUUAUGAAUGGGACCUGACCGGGUUCGAAGACGAGGAGGAAGCACUCAAGGACCAUCCAAGAGCUGAAUAUGAAUUCCAAGUCAUGCAGAAGUCUCUGAGCAGACAUCACAAAACACAAUACAAGAUGGAAAAACUUACAUGUCAAGAUCGCCUCCCUGCCUACAUGACAAAUCUGGUCACGAUGUUGUUAAUGAUCGGUGUUACAUUUGCCAUUGUGUUUGGUGUCAUUCUCUACCGGAUCUCCACAAAAGCUGCUCUACAUAUGAGCUCCAAUCCAAUCACACGAAACCAUGUACAACUUACAGUCAAAACCACAGCAGCCAUUAUCAACCUUGUGGUCAUCCUCAUACUGGACGAGGUGUAUGGUGCUGUAGCCCGAUGGCUCACUGUUUUAGAGGUUCCAAAAACGGACAAGAAUUUUGAGGAGAGACUAAUCUUUAAAACAUUCAUUCUGAAGUUUGUUAAUGCUUUCACACCAAUCAUCUACAUUGCUUUCUUCAGGGGAAGACUGGUUGGCCGACCAGGCAACUACUUGUAUGUGUUUGAAUCCUACCGAAUGGAAGAGUGUACUCAUGGAGGCUGCCUAAUGGAGUUGUGUAUCCAGUUGAGUAUUACCAUGCUGGGAAAGCAGUUAAUUCAAAACAACCUUUUUGAGAUCGGAAUACCCAAGCUAAAGAAGUUUGUUCGCUACAUCCAGUCAAAGCAAGGAACUUCCCAAGAGGAAGAACGACAGAAGAAAUUGAAGAGAUAUGAAGCUGACCACUUUCUGGAGCCAUUUGCAGGGCUAACACCGGAAUAUAUGGAAAUGAUCAUUCAGUUUGGUUUUGUCACAUUAUUUGUGGCAUCCUUCCCCUUGGCUCCAUUAUUUGCUUUGCUCAACAACAUCAUUGAAAUACGACUUGAUGCCAAGAAGUUUGUGACCGAGUUGCGGAGGCCAGUGACAGCAAGAGCGAAAGAUAUAGGUAUAUGGUACAACAUCCUAAGAGGGGUUGCCAAAGUGGCUGUCAUUAUCAAUGCCUUUGUCAUCUCCUUCACCUCAGACUUCAUCCCCCGGAUGGUCUACCAGUACAUGUACAGCCCUGACGGCACCAUGCAUGGAUUUGUCAAUCAUACUCUCUCAUAUUUUAAUGUCAGCCACUUCCAGGAUGGGAAAGAGCCCAUGGAUAAAAUGCAACUUGGCUUUGCAGUUGAGAUAUGCAGGUACAAGGACUACAGAGAACCACCUUGGUCAUCAUCGCCAUAUGAGAUUUCAAAGGAAUUUUGGGUGGUACUGGCUAUUCGGCUUUCUUUUGUGAUUAUUUUCCAGAAUGUUGUUAUGCUGAUGAACGACCUUGUGGACUGGCUCAUCCCAGACAUCCCCAAAGACAUCAGCCUGCAGAUCCACAAGGAGAAGAUUUUAUUGGUGGAGCUCUUCAUGAAGGAAGAGCAGGUGAAGAGCAUUAGCUUGGAGAACACGGCCUCGACAGGGAACAAAGUAUAUUCAACUGAAUAUGGGUCAUACUUGCCAACCCUACCGGAUUAUCCGGGAGACUCCCGAAAUUCAGCGCCUCUCCCGAAAACCUCCCAGGACAAAUUUUCUCCCGAAAUUCAGGCGUGGCCUCCAGCUCCAUGCGGACCUGAGUGAGGACAGUCUGUUUUCACGUCCGCUUUCCCACAUUAUAAACAGUAUGUCUGCCCAAUGACUUUAUACUCUAACUGUAGAAUGAUCGAGGGCGAGUUCUUGGUUUCUUAUGUGGGUUUAUUGUUAGGCAGUUUCAUUAACGUCCUCCCAGCCCGGUAAUAACACACAACAACAGCAAUCACGUUUACGUCUACCGUAAGGCAGUUUGUCUGCCGUAAACAGCAUGUGACACUCUUAAACAAGACAAUACUGCCAUCUACUGUACAUGCACCACAACACAUCCUCCUCCAAUUCAUAUCCCAUCUCCCCGGAUGGUAAUUAACCUAAUGUAAAUAAUUGAAUGUAUUUCUAAUGUAUUUACUUGUUUUUAUGCCAUGUGAACUCACUAUGUUCUCUGCUGGCUGUACAUAAUGUCCAUUUCUCUGUUGAUGCAAUUGUUGAUGACCAAAGCUCCUCAUCCCACCCCCCGGAUUGUAAAUAAUUCAAUGUAUAUACUAUGAUGAUUAACUUGUGUGAUGACUGUAUUAUGCUGAUAGUAUAUAUAUGUACCAUGAAUUGAUUAACGUGGACCCCGACUUAAACAAGUUGAAAAACUUUUUGCGGUGUAACCAUUUAGUGGUCAAUUGUACGGAAUAUGUACUGUACUGUGCAGUCUACUAAUACACAUUUUAAUCAAUCAUUCAAACAUGCAUAUAACAUCUACGGCUUUGAGAAAGUGCAGUGCACAACUACGCACACAAUAUGUGUAAAUAUACUCCUCCGCUCUCAACCACGCUCCCAAGACCGACCACGCCCCCCACAUCCCGAAAUCGGAGGUCUCAAGGUUGGCAAGUAUGAUAUGGGUUGAAAAUGAUUUGCAAAUCAUUGCAUUCCGUUUAUAUUUACUUCUAAUACAAUUUCCUAACUCAUAUGGAAACAGGGUUUGUACAAAAAGGGUUAGUUAGGGGUUAAUUUACAAGGUUCACUAUGCACAUAUUUAGAAUAGGAUGUAUGACUCUGAGGCAAAACUGUUGUGAAAUGUUUGGAAUAUUAUUACUGUGAACACAUAGCCCAAAAAUGUAUUUCCAUCAUACUUUAAGUUUAUAAAAAUAGGUGUUCUUAAAUACUAAGAAAAGGCCAAAACUUUGUCUCUACUGACUGAUGUUCUGUGGGAUUUGAUGGUUGUAAAUGUUGUUCACAUAUCACAUUUAGAAAAUGUAUUGAUGGAUUGGUAUGGUGACAAUUUUAGUAUCUGUCAUUUAUUCACGAUGUAUGCAUGGGAUGUUACAUACAAAACCUCAUACCAGUAAACAUUACCGAAGACUUAACAGCUUUACAAACAAUAAUUGAUACAAAAGCAAAACUAUCUGUAUUAUUGCAUAUAUUGUAUCAUGGGCAUCAGAUUAUGAUAAUUAAUAUUUUUACAUGUUUUAUUUUCCUUUUGUAUAGUUGUUAGGUUGUAUUUUUUCAUUUAUUAGGUUUAAAUUGUGGUUUGUGCUGCCCUUUGAUACAUGUGUGUUUAAGGGCAAUUGAUUGAUGUAUUUUAGCAUAAGUAAAGGUUGUAUUGUCGUAAUUGCAAAUCUAAUUAGAUAUUGGGAUAAUUAACACAUGAAGAAAAUAUGGUUAGAAGAUUGUGGUGUAUUAGAGCCAAUAGUCAGUGCUCGGUUGGAUCAGACUGUCAUUGUUGACAGGUUUGUGGUAAAGGAAGCAGAGGUUUUUGCCUCUACAUGGUCGCUACGUUGGAGAAGGAAAAAUAUGUUUGAAAAAAAACAUUCUUCACACCAUCUGCGAGGAGACAUUAGAAGUGCACAACACACUGACUAUAACACCAGGCCAAGGGAGCUUCUCAAAGCGUUCAAGGCCUACUGCAGCCCGCAAAAGAACAUUGAUUUUGAGCGCCAUCAGUUAUGGUCUCACACAAUGUCUACAAGACUGUGAGCAAAGAAGUGGAUGUACAGAGGAUGACAUGAUAAGAGAUAAACUAGCGUUUAGCAUAAAUGACACGUUUGAAAGAAAAAAUGUGGUGAGAAAGUGAGCUCACUCUGCGCAAAGCCAUAGAAAUAUGUACAAACCCCGUUUCCAUAUGAGUUGGGAAAUUGUGUUGGAUGUAGAUAUAAACGGAAUACAAUGAUUUGCAAAUCAUUUUCAACCCAUAUUCAGUUGAAUAUGCUACAAAGACCACAUAUUUGAUGUUCAAACGGAUAAACAUUUUUUUAUUUGCAAAUAAUAAUUGACUUUAGAAUUUGAUGCCAGCAACACGUGACAAAGAAGUUGGGAAAGGUGGCAAUAAAUACUGGUAAAGUUGA